Haliotis rubra (blacklip abalone) is the source of this 1383-nucleotide messenger RNA. Its product is annotated as transcription factor Sox-2-like. Lineage: Eukaryota; Metazoa; Mollusca; Gastropoda; Lepetellida; Haliotidae. The coding region runs from base 59 to 1165 and encodes 368 amino acids. Gene Ontology annotation, cellular component: nucleus. Gene Ontology annotation, molecular function: DNA-binding transcription factor activity, RNA polymerase II-specific; RNA polymerase II cis-regulatory region sequence-specific DNA binding. The record is from RefSeq and is a predicted model, not a curated record. Gene Ontology annotation, biological process: regulation of transcription by RNA polymerase II. The transcript has 5 exons.
AUUAGGCCUGUCUUGAGAAUAAUCGCUGUUUGUAUUCACGUAAACAAGAACAAUCACCAUGUCUUCGACCCCGACUGAAAAGGGAAAACCUGCAAAGAUCCCACGACCAAUGAACGCCUUUAUGAUUUUUGCAAGAGAGUAUCGCCCGAAGGUGAAGAAGGAACACCCGACAGAGGAGAAUCAUGUCAUCAGCAUCAGACUGGGAAAGCUGUGGGCAGCUCUGGGGGAGGUGGAGAAGGAUCACUACCAGGAACUGUCAAGAGAGGCUGUCAACGAGCACAGGAGGAAAUACCCAGACUACAGAUAUGAGCCAAAGCCAAAGAUCAAGAAGAAACGUCGUUAUGAUCAGUAUCUGUUAAUGGACAGACUGCGGACGGCUGCAGCAGAUGCUGCACGGGAACAGAAGGAGGAAGAGGAGGCAGCAAGAAACAUCAAAAUCUCAGCAUCUGCUGCAACACCUUCACCUGCAGCAGCAACCUACACCUCUUCCCGGUCUCCGUGGGGCACACACCCUUCCCUCCCCUCGCAUCUCCCGGCGACAGGACUCCCCCAGAACUAUUACUAUCCACAAGCCCCCAACAUCACCCCUGCCCACUCACAGCCAACCAAGCCAGCCUACCUCACUGGUCACUACAACCAGGGGGCUCCUCUGCCCUAUCAAUACACCGGCCCCUACACCCCUGUGGUGUCCCCAGGGGAUCUGGGACAGCCUCUAGACAUGACAGUCUGCAGCAACAUCAGACCAACAUCUGAAGGCACUGGUAAGGUGUACUGUGAGCUGACCACACCGUCCCAGAGAAGAACAGGGGAUGUGCCUGCUCACUGCAUCUACAACUGGCCAUCACAGGCCGCUACGGGCUACCACAGUCAUUGGUCAGAUGGUUACAGACUGGAGGCAGCUUCUCGAAGCCCCACAGAAGAACCUGGUCGAACAAUGUCCUACAUGGGGCCUGCUAUGUACAGCGAGAGACCAGCUUCCACCAGCCACACUUCAGCUGCUGCCCCGGGAACCUCCUCCAAGCCUGAUACCAGUAAGCCAGAUCUGGUGUGGAUACCUUGUGAGCCUGAGUUUGCCCGCAAAAUGGGAUGGCCUGUUGAUCCCAGCAUGCAACAUGGCACUCAAAGUCCCAGCAGUCAGUCCCAGAGAUCGCACAUACCCAUGUGAUGCCAGUGCUGGCUUUCAUCUGCCCCCAUACCCUCACUUGUAACGAUUCCGACAAAGACAUCGCUAUACAUUUAGUUAUGAAAAGUCUGUUCGAAAAGAAUUGUAAAUUGUUUAUCUUCCUUGAAAGGUGUUCUCAGGUCUUUGUUAUUAAUUUUUAACUAUAAUUAUGUGCAACAACUAAUUUCAAUUAAAAUCUUCUCUUUUUUCAAAUGUGUAUG